AUGCAAUACUACGAAAAGGCUUUGCACAUUCUAAUGAAAUCGCCCUGCACGGACGAAAUGAUCCAGUAUCUAACGCGUGUGACGCUAAAGGUGCUACCUAACACACCUGCGCAGCAAUAUCCAAGUCCACCAAGUUCCCCCACGGAGCUUUCUGGGAAGGAGCCUCGUCUACCCUCUCUAAGGACGUUCAUCACGAAGCUGGUCAGAUACACAAACGUUUACACGCCUACGCUGCUCACUACCGUUUGCUACUUGAACAAGUUGAAGAGGAUACUGCCCAAGGACGCUAAGGGUUUGCCAUCCACGAUCCACAGGCUCUUCCUUGCGUGUCUGAUACUGAGUGCCAAAUACCACAACGACUCGUCGCCGCUAAACAAACACUGGGCCAAGUACACGGAUGGGUUGUUCUCCCUAGAGGAUAUCAAUCUGAUGGAGAGGCAGUUACUGAACCUGUUGAACUGGGACCUACGCGUCGAACAGGAGGACCUUAUCCUUGACUUGCAAACGUUGCUCGAGCCAAUCAGAGACCACGUUGUCGCUACCCAGAUCCAGAUCAAGAAGAGACAGCAGCGCUCGUCUCCAGUGGCGCAGCAGCUGUCGAACGCCAAGCUGUUCGACUACCAGCGGAACUACUCCGUAGCGUCCAACCUGAGCUCCAGCUCGACGCUGGUUGGCCAGUCGAGGAGCGGCAGUUCGAGCAGCAUAAAUCUGAAGAGCCAGAGGCCUGCAGACAUAUGGCAGGACUCCGAUCCGCGGGGCUACGCGUGGAGAUUGGAGCAGCAGGUAUGA
Huiozyma naganishii CBS 8797 is the source of this 789-nucleotide messenger RNA. RefSeq names its product Pcl1p (gene PCL1). Gene Ontology annotation, molecular function: cyclin-dependent protein serine/threonine kinase regulator activity; protein kinase binding. The record is from RefSeq and is a predicted model, not a curated record. NCBI's taxonomy places the organism in Eukaryota, Fungi, Ascomycota, Saccharomycetes, Saccharomycetales, Saccharomycetaceae. The transcript has a single exon. The coding region runs from base 1 to 789 and encodes 262 amino acids. Gene Ontology annotation, biological process: regulation of cyclin-dependent protein serine/threonine kinase activity. Gene Ontology annotation, cellular component: nucleus; cyclin-dependent protein kinase holoenzyme complex.